Choloepus didactylus (southern two-toed sloth) is the source of this 2522-nucleotide messenger RNA. RefSeq names its product dpy-19 like 2 (gene DPY19L2). Gene Ontology annotation, cellular component: nuclear inner membrane. Lineage: Eukaryota; Metazoa; Chordata; Mammalia; Pilosa; Megalonychidae. Gene Ontology annotation, biological process: spermatid development. The record is from RefSeq and is a predicted model, not a curated record. The transcript is spliced from 22 exons. The coding region runs from base 134 to 2434 and encodes 766 amino acids. Gene Ontology annotation, molecular function: mannosyltransferase activity.
GGUCCGCAACGGCGGCAGGGAGGAGUCGUUGAGGUUGCGAGCGAAGCUAGGGCCCCUCGGGACCUCGCCCCGACGCGGCCGGGGCCUUCGCCGGAGAGUGACCCAGCUCCAUCCGAACAAGGACUAUGAGAAAAUGGUGGGGCAAACGAGGAAUAAGUACAAAGAAGCAGCUCCAGAGCCGUUACCAUCUUCCCGCUCCAUGCAGCCUAAGCGACGGCGCCGGACCGCUGGCGCAGGGGAGCCGGAGAUGGAGGAGGAGCCGCCUCUGCAGCCUUCGUCCGUAGGCGGCGGGGAACUGCCAGGGGGCGCCCGGGAAUACUUGUCGCGGAAGUACAGAUACCUGUACCCCAAAAAUGCCUUGUCACUGGCAGUGGUCGCAAGGUACCUCCUUCUCGACCGUUUCCGCUUCCUCCACUGUGUCCUGCAGCAGCUCCGCGAAAAGAUGGUCACGUUUCAGACCCAGGAGUUCUCAGAAAGGAUCUCCCUUGGCAUAGCUGUCUGUGUGGGAAUUUUGCACUGGAUACAUUUAGUUACACUUUUUGAAAAUGAUCGCCAUUUUUCUCACCUCUCAUCUUUGGAAAGGGAGAUGACUUUUCGCACUGAAAUGGGACUUUAUUAUUCCUACUUCAAGACCAUUGUCGAAGCUCCUUCAUUUUUGGAAGGACUGUGGAUGAUUAUGAAUGACAGGCUUACUGAAUAUCCCCUUGUAAUUAAUACAGUGAAGCGCUUCCAUCUUUAUCCAGAGGUAAUCAUAGCCUUCUGGUAUCGCGUGUACACAGGAAUAAUGAAUUUAUUUGGGAUAGAAACUAAGAUCUGCUGGAAUGUCACCAGAAUAGAACUACCUAAUGAAAUUGAAAGCUGUGAAGGAUUGGGAGACCCUGCUUGCUUUUAUGUUGCUGUGAUUUUUAUUUUAAAUGGCUUAAUGUUGGGAUUGUUCUUCCUAUUCGGUGCAUACCUGAGUGGGACUCAACUAGGAGGUCUAAUUACAGUGCUGUGCUACUUUUUCAACCAUGGAGAGGCUACACGUGUGAUGUGGACACCACCUCUCCGGGAAAGUUUUUCAUAUCCAUUUCUUGUGCUACAGAUAUUCAUGUUAACUUAUAUUCUCAGGACCUCAACUAGUUGUAGAAGGGAUUUCAUUGGACUCUGUGUUUCCAAUGUUGCUUUUAUGCUUCCCUGGCAAUUUGCUCAGUUUAUACUUUUUACACAGGUAGCCUCAUUAUUUCCCAUGUAUGUUGUGGGAUACAUUGAGCCAUGCAAAUUUCAGAGGAUCAUUUAUAGUCACAUGAUUUCUGUUCUCCUUUGUUUCAUUUUGAUGUUUGGGAAUCCAAUGUACUUAUCUUCUUAUUAUUCUUCAUCUUUGUUAGUGACAUGGGCUAUAAUUCUAAAGAGAAAUAAAAUCCACAGAUUGGGAAUGUCUGAACUCAACUUUUGGCUAAUUCAAGGUGGUUCUUGGUUGUUUGGAACAAUCAUUUUGAAACAUCUGACAUCUAAAAUCUUAGGUGUUUCUGACCAUAUUCGCCUGAGUGACCUUAUAACUGCCAGAAUCUUGGGGUAUACAGAUUUUGAUACCUUGAUAUACACCUGUGCUCCUGAAUUUGACUUCAUGGAAAAAGAGACCCCACUGAGAUACACAAAGACAUUAUUGCUUCCAAUUGUUACGACUAUUGCUGGUUUCAUCAUUAAAAAGAUCUUUCGUGAUGUUUUAUGUGUCUUAUGUACAAACACUUAUCAAAGAAAACAGAUCCUUGAAAAUGGUGAGCUGGUUUUUCACAUGCUGCAGUUUUUAGCAUUUAGUGCCCUUGCCAUUUUAAUUAUGAGGCUGAAGCUGUUUUUGACACCUCACAUGUGUAUUAUGGCUUCCUUGAUAUGCUCUCGAAGGCUCUUUGGCUGGCUUUUUUGCAGAGUUCGUUUUGAGAAUUUUAUCUUUGGCAUUCUAACAGUGAUGUCAAUACAAGGUUGUGCAAAUCUCCAUAAUCAAUGGAGCAUAAAGGGAGAGUUUUAUAAUGUGCCGCAGGAAGAACUUAUACAGUGGAUCAAAUACAAUACCAGAACAGAUGCUGUUUUUGCGGGUAUCAUGCCCACGAUGGCAAGUGUCAAGCUGUCUACACUGCGUCCCAUCGUGAACCAUCCACAUUAUGAGGAUGCAGACUUGAGGGCCCGGACAAAAGUAGUUUAUUCUGCAUAUAGUCGAAAAUCUGUGAAAGAAGUGAGAGAUAAGUUGUUGGAUUUACAUGUAAAUUAUUACAUUUUAGAAGAGGCAUGGUGUGUUGUGAGAACUAAGCCUGGUUGCAGUAUGCUUGAAAUUUGGGAUGUGGAAGAUCCUUCCAAUGCAGCUAACCCUCCCUUAUGUAGCAUCCUGCUUAAGGAUGCAAGGCCUUACUUCACCACAGUAUUUCAGAAUAGUAUGUUCAGAGUAUUAAAAGUUAACUGAAAGUGAGACCAUUACUCUGUAAUGCAAAGAAAUAUGUUGGAAAUAAUUACUGUUUGGCUUAUUUACAAUAAAAAUCAUAAGCUUUAAU